UGCUUUAUAAACCCAGAGAUUCCGUCUCACAUCCUCAUCGGUGCUGAGCGAUCAAACCAGCCACGAAGAUGAUGAUGCUGCAGAAACCACUCCUGCUCCUGGCCGCUCUGACUCUCUGCUGCUGCAUCACCUCUCUGCACGCUUUUCGCAGGCGGGGGUGUCACUGCAUCCGGACGACCACCGAGGAAGUGCCUGCUAAGUGCAUCAAGAAAAUUGAGGUGUUCCCUGUUUCGGGACAAUGUCGCCGGACUGAAAUCCUGAUCACAAGGAAAAACGGCUACAAAGUGUGUGUGGACCCAGAAGUGAAGUGGGUCCUCUCCCUGCUCAAAAAACUGCAAAGAAACGAGACCUUGGAAAGAACCAGUGUUUCAACCAACCCUUCUUCAAAACUCGACUUCUGAUCACAUUCUGUGGCUUCGUGUAACUUGAGGAAUUCACUGUAGGAGAGUGGAUUCGUGGUCCAAGU
This is a messenger RNA of Hippoglossus stenolepis (Pacific halibut), 466 nucleotides long. RefSeq names its product alveolar macrophage chemotactic factor. Gene Ontology annotation, biological process: cellular response to lipopolysaccharide; antimicrobial humoral immune response mediated by antimicrobial peptide; neutrophil chemotaxis. The coding region runs from base 69 to 401 and encodes 110 amino acids. Gene Ontology annotation, cellular component: extracellular region. Lineage: Eukaryota; Metazoa; Chordata; Actinopteri; Pleuronectiformes; Pleuronectidae. Gene Ontology annotation, molecular function: CXCR chemokine receptor binding; chemokine activity. The record is from RefSeq and is a predicted model, not a curated record. The transcript has 4 exons.